Messenger RNA from Odobenus rosmarus divergens (Pacific walrus), 1722 nucleotides. It is a transcript of the gene MMP21, whose product is annotated as matrix metallopeptidase 21. The transcript has 7 exons. Gene Ontology annotation, cellular component: extracellular matrix. The record is from RefSeq and is a predicted model, not a curated record. The coding region runs from base 1 to 1722 and encodes 573 amino acids. Gene Ontology annotation, molecular function: zinc ion binding; metalloendopeptidase activity. Gene Ontology annotation, biological process: collagen catabolic process; extracellular matrix organization; proteolysis. NCBI's taxonomy places the organism in Eukaryota, Metazoa, Chordata, Mammalia, Carnivora, Odobenidae.
AUGCUGGCCGCCUCCGUCGUCCGUCGGGCCCUGCUGCUCUGCUGGCUCGCUGCCCCCCGGCCCGCCCGGCCCGAGCCACUUUUCCACAGCCGGGACCGCUCGGACCUGGAGCCCGCCCCGCUGCGCCGGGCCCAGCCCAUCGCCGACCCUGUCGCCGCGCAGCGAUUCCUGUCCAAGUACGGCUGGGCCGCCGCGCCCCCCGGACCCGGGCCCCGGGCUGCCAGCCCCCACGCGCCGCGCGUGGGCCCCCGGGCCCCCGCCCUGGCCGAGGCCGUGCGCAGGUUCCAGAAGGUCAACGCGCUGCCGGCGAGCGGGCGGCUGGACGCGGCCACGCUGGCGGCCAUGAACAGGCCGCGCUGCGGCGUCCCCGACACGCGGCCCCUGCCGCCCCCGGCCCCCGGGCCCCCGCCGUCGCGCCUGCCGCGCCCCGCCCGGCCCAAGCGCUUCCUGCGGCCGCCGCCGCCGCCGCCGCCCGGGGGCCCGCAGCCCGAGGUCGCCGCGCCCCGCGGGGGGACCCGGGCCUUCGCCAAGAGGACGCUGAGCUGGCGGCUGCUGGGGGAGGGCGCCAGCGGGCAGCUGGCCGUGGACGAGCAGAGGCACAUCCUCAGACUGGCCUUCCGGAUGUGGAGCGAGGUGAUGCCGCUGGACUUCCGGGAGGACCUCGCCGCCCCCGGAGCCGCCGUGGACAUAAAGCUGGGUUUCGGACGAGGCCGGCACCUGGGCUGUCCUCGGGUUUUUGAUGGCAGCGGGCAGGAGUUUGCACAUGCCUGGCGCCUGGGCGACAUCCACUUUGACGAUGAUGAACACUUCACACCUCCCACCAGUGACACGGGCAUCAGCCUUCUCAAAGUGGCCGUCCAUGAAAUUGGCCACGUACUCGGCCUGCCUCACACCUAUAGGACAGGAUCCAUAAUGCAACCGAAUUACAUCCCCCAGGAGCCUGUGUUUGAGUUGGACUGGUCAGACAGAAAAGCAGUUCAAAAGCUGUAUGGUUCAUGUGAAGGAUCAUUUGAUACUGCAUUUGACUGGAUUCGCAAAGAGCGAAACCAACAUGGAGCCGUGAUGAUGAGAUUUAGCACCUACUUUUUCCGCAACAGCUGGUACUGGCUUUACGAAAAUCGAAAUAACCGGACACGCUACGGGGAUCCUAUCCAAAUCCUCCGUGGCUGGCACGGAAUCCCAACACAAAACAUCGACGCUUUUGUCCACCUCUGGACGUGGAGAAGAGACGAACGUUAUUUUUUUAAAGGAAAUCAGUACUGGAGAUAUGACAGUGACAAGGAUCAGGCCUACACAGAAGAUGAACAAGGAAGAAGCUACCCCAAAUUGAUUUCAGAAGGAUUUCCUGGCAUCCCAAGUCCCCUGGACACUGCCUUUUAUGACCGAAGAAAGCAGUUAAUUUACUUCUUCAAAGAGUCCCUCGUGUUUGCAUUUGAUGUCAAUAGAAAUCAAGUACUUGAUUCUUAUCCGAUGAAGAUCACUGAAGUGUUUCCGGGAAUAGAGCCAGAGAACCAUCCCUUCAGGAAUAUAGACUCAGCCUAUUACUCCUACGCACACAACGCCAUUUUCUUUUUCAAAGGCAAUGCAUAUUGGAAAGUAGUUAGCGACAGAGACAGACAACAGCAUUCUUGGCUUCCUUCAAAUGGCUUAUUCCCGAAGCAGUCAAUUUCAGAGCGGUGGUUUGACAUUUGUGACGUCCAUACCUCCACCCUGAACAUGUAA